AUAAAUAAAAAUAGAAUAGAAAGAGUAUAUCCUUGAUUAGAUGCCAUAGCAUGUGCAGUUUAAAAGCCCACAACCUUUCUCACAUCUUUGCAUUCACCUCUCUUUCCAUUCUUCACUGCAAUACUGUUUGAAGAGAAACAGCCAUGGCUAGAGAACAGUUAGCAGUGCUGAAUGCACUCGAUGCAGCCAAGACUCAGUGGUAUCAUUUCACCGCCAUUGUUAUCGCAGGGAUGGGAUUUUUCACCGAUGCUUACGAUCUCUUUUGUAUCUCAUUGGUCACCAAAUUACUCGGUCGUAUAUAUUACCAUGUCGACGGUGCACCCAAGCCCGGUUCCCUACCUCCCAACGUUGCUGCCGCUGUCAACGGUGUUGCUUUAGUCGGCACAUUAGUUGGCCAACUGUUUUUCGGGUGGCUCGGCGACAAAAUGGGCCGGAAAAAAGUCUAUGGUCUCACUUUGAUCCUCAUGGUUGUUUCCUCUCUUGCCUCUGGCUUGUCAUUUGGAAGCAGUGCUAAAGGUGUUAUAGCUACCCUUUGUUUCUUCCGGUUUUGGCUCGGUUUCGGCAUUGGUGGUGACUACCCUCUUUCGGCUACGAUUAUGUCCGAAUACGCCAACAAAAAAACUCGCGGAGCGUUUAUCGCGGCGGUGUUCGCAAUGCAAGGGUUCGGGAUUUUAGGUGGUGGUAUUGUGGGACUUAUUGUGUCUGCUGCAUUUGACCAUGCAUACAAGGCACCUGCUUAUUCAGUGGAUGCGGUAGCCUCGACUGUGCCACAGGCUGACUAUGUUUGGCGCAUAAUUUUGAUGUUCGGUGCAAUCCCGGCUGCUCUUACUUACUAUUGGAGAAUGAAGAUGCCGGAAACCGCUCGCUUUACUGCCCUUGUUGCAAAGAAAGCAAAACAGGCUGCGGCGGACAUGUCGAAAGUGUUGAAUAUGGAUCUCGAAGCCGAGGAAGAUAAGGUCAUAAAGAUAGCGACAGAUCGAACAAAUUCCUUCGGCUUGUUCUCCAGGGAAUUCUUGAAACGCCACGGACUUCAUUUGCUGGGAACUACAACCACUUGGUUCUUAUUAGACAUUGCAUUUUACAGCCAAAACCUAUUCCAAAAGGACAUCUUCUCCGCCAUUGGAUGGAUUCCUAAGGCUGCAAGCAUGAAUGCGAUCCACGAAGUGUACAAGAUCGCCAGAGCUCAAACAUUGAUCGCUCUAUGCAGUACGGUUCCGGGGUAUUGGUUCACGGUGGCAUUGAUCGAUAUCAUGGGAAGAUUUGCGAUUCAAUUGAUGGGAUUUUUCUUCAUGACCAUCUUCAUGUUUGCUCUUGCAAUUCCAUACCAUCAUUGGACAUUGGAACCUAAUAGAAUUGGGUUUGUGAUCAUGUAUUCGCUCACCUUCUUUUUUGCCAAUUUUGGACCCAAUGCUACAACAUUUGUUGUGCCAGCUGAGAUCUUCCCCGCAAGAUUGCGAUCAACGUGUCACGGAAUAUCGGCUGCCGCCGGGAAAGCCGGGGCCAUCGUCGGGGCAUUUGGAUUCUUAUAUGCGGCUCAAAGCACUGAUCCGGCCAAGACCGAUGCUGGCUACCCACCAGGCAUCGGUGUCCGAUACUCACUUAUCAUGCUCGGGGUCAUCAAUUUCUUUGGAAUGCUAUUCACUCUACUGGUGCCAGAAUCAAAGGGCAAAUCACUUGAGGAACUAACAGGUGAAAAUGGAGAUGAAAAUGAUGAAAAACAGAUUCAAAUGGAUCCUUCAAGGACUGUUCCCAUCUGAUUUUCACCACUAAUUUGAAGUUCUUAUCAAGUUUCAUAUUGUUUCCUAGUUACUUUUGUAUCUUUUUCUUGUUGGUUUUAUGUUCAACUAUAUGUAUAUUGUGUGUAUGUUUGCUUUCACUCGGGUCAUCGGAGUAUGUUGAUUUUCUUUUAAUUUUCAUAUAGUUGAAUGGUUCUUGGAAGAA
Gossypium raimondii (Peruvian cotton) is the source of this 1941-nucleotide messenger RNA. RefSeq names its product inorganic phosphate transporter 1-4. Bases 144 to 1757 code for a protein of 537 amino acids. Gene Ontology annotation, biological process: transmembrane transport; phosphate ion transport. Gene Ontology annotation, cellular component: membrane. The record is from RefSeq and is a predicted model, not a curated record. NCBI's taxonomy places the organism in Eukaryota, Viridiplantae, Streptophyta, Magnoliopsida, Malvales, Malvaceae. Gene Ontology annotation, molecular function: phosphate transmembrane transporter activity. The transcript is spliced from 2 exons.